Molecule: messenger RNA, 2319 nt
Organism: Candida tropicalis MYA-3404
Lineage: Eukaryota; Fungi; Ascomycota; Pichiomycetes; Serinales; Debaryomycetaceae
Exons: 1
Coding region: 1-2319 (772 amino acids)
Source: RefSeq, a predicted model, not a curated record
AUGCCUAAAGUCAAUAAAAUCAUUCAAAGAUUGAUAAAUCAAGAACGAAUACAACUGAAUGAAAAUACAGAAAUCAAACCUUUAAUUUCAACAUCGCCACCACUAUCACCACCUCCACCACCACCAUCAUCAACAAGAAAUUCACAAGUACAACGACAAAAGUCAGUAAUAUCUAGACAACAGCCGUAUGUUUCAGAACCAUCCAGAGUAUCAUUAAAUCCACUGAUUAAACACGAUUCAAAUGUACAAUUAUUUUCAUCAUCUUCAGCUUCUUCAUUAAAAGGAAAUAACGAUCACGAUGAAUUGUUUCCAUUUAUAAAUUUCAAUGAAUUUGAAUUUUCUCACCGUGGUACUAUUCUAAAUUCUCGUACAAGGAGUUCAAGGAGAAAUCAUCUUAGGGAUACUAAUAAUAGAGAAGCUAAUCCAUAUUACUCACAACAGCAGCAACAACAGCAGCAGCAGCAAUAUCAUAAUAAUCACCAUCAACAACAUCAUAGGUUUCAUCAUCAACAACAUCCACUUCCAGUUGCACAUCAUCAAAAUCAACAACCAAAUACAAAUAAUAAUAGUUCAACUUCAAGUACGGUGAUUCAAAGGACAAAUGAUAAUUUAUCAAUUGUAUCUUCUAGUCUUGGUAUUGAAGAUAAUUUUUAUUUGAAUAUAAUUUCUGAUGAUGCUUCUUUUCAACCUCAUAUUAAUACAAUUUUUCAAAAUAAUAGUGUAGGUACUAGUGGGACUAUGAUUAAUCCCAAUGGUGUUCCUAAUGGAUCAAUUAGAACGGCAUCAAGUACUAAAAACACCACAGGACGAAAACUGGUUCAAAAAUUGUAUGCUUCUUUAGAUUAUACAAGUGAUCAUGUUCUGAUUGAAGAGGAAGAAGAAGAAGAUGAUGAUUACAAUGUCGAUUAUGAUGAUGAAGAUAAAUAUCACGAAGUAGAUGAGGAAGAAGAAGAACAACAACAUAAUCAAAUACAUUUAAAGAUUCGUCAAAGUUUAGAACGACAAAUGCUAACCAAAGAUACUUUAUAUGGUGGUGGAAAAGGAGGAGGAGGAAGAAAUAUGAAGAAAAUUUCUCGAAUUAAUGAUAAUGAUGAAGAAGUUACAAUUCAAGAAGUUACCAGUAUAAAUAGUCAGUUAUCAAAUCUAGAAAUUCCUUUUAUUAAUGCUUCUCAAACUCCAUUGCUACCACCACCACAAUCACUACCCACAAAUUUUCCUGGUUCAUCAUCACUACAUCAACCUAUUUCUACUGCUACAAUACUUCCGCCAACGUCUUCAUCAUAUAGAACUAACCUUGCUAGUACAUGUGCUUCAACAGGGACAGGUACCGCCACAGCUACAUCUACUAUGGCUUCUUCAACUACAAAACAUUGUAUAAAUACAGUAUUAAAUUUUGUAAAGAAAAAGGUGAAACAUGUACGUACUUAUUGGUUGGUUAGAUCAGAAAAACCUCAAAAAGCAACCACUACAACAACCACUCCUGGAAUGGUUUAUAAUGGAACUGGUUUCGAUGUAUUGUCAUCAUCACCACCACCACCACCACAACAACAACCACAACCUUCAAUACAAAUAUCUUCUAGUUUAAUUCCAGAGAAUACCAAUAAUAAUGUCACUCAAACUAUAUAUACCCAUGAAAAUUCAAAUUUGAUUAAUUCAUCAAGAAGAAGGCUUUUAUUGAAUAAAAAACGUGGGAAACGAAAACCAGAAGUUAAUAAUGACAACAUUUUAACUCCUACUACAUCACGAUUUAAUCAAUAUAGUCAUAGUCAUAAUCAUAGUCAUCAAAAUUAUAAUCAUCAUAAUCAUUAUAAUCACCAUGAUGAUAAUGUAAGUACAUUAGAUGAUGUAUUUGUUAAAGAUGAUCAAGUUGCAGGAGCAUUGCUUUAUAUAAUUAGUGAAUAUCCUGACAAUAAUAAUAAUCAUAAUAAUAGUAAUAGUAAUGAGAAAAAAAAGUUGGUUAAUCAGGAGUCAUAUUAUCGUAAUCGAAUUCUUCAUCUGAAUUCAAAUCUGUUUUUUCAUUUAAAAUAUCAUAAUAAUAACAAUAAGAAGAAUCAAAGUCGUAUUCAUAGUCAAGAGAAUUUCAUCAUGGAAGAUGGUAAUAACAAUAAUACCAACACUCAUAACAAUAAUAAUAAUAAUGAUGAUGAUGUUUUGGAUUUAGAUAAAAUUGAAGAAAGUUCAAAUGAUGGAGAUGAUGAACAAAGUGAUUGUAAUUUACAUUCUUUUGAUAAAGAAGAAGAAGAAUACUAUCAGAGUAGCAUUAACACUAGUAAUAUCAAUAUCAUCAACAACAAUAAUAACCAUAGUUCUAAUAUCUAA